UAGGAAGCUUAAAUCGGAAUACUGAAUUUGAAAUUAAAUUCUUAAUUCGAUUUUAAUAAUACAGUGUACUCCCCAGCAGCUGUGGUGGUCAAAAUAUCCUAGCAGACAUUCUUUUAACACAGAACUAAAUACUCCUGAUAGAAGAUUAUAAUAACAAACACAGCUAGUUUAACUAAUUCUUUGUGUUUUUGUAUUGCAAGAAUAAGCUCACUUCUCUCGUCUAGGCAUCAUCAGCUUUUCUCUCUUAUCUUCUUCUGCUCCGACUCCUUCUCUCUCUUGCCCCCCAUUUCCAAGUAUGGCCAAACCCUAGAUCUGUUCGGCUGUUCCCCCAAAGCUAUUCUUUAAAGUACUACCACCAGGGAGUACCCACUCAGAGGCCAUAGGUAUAGUCAGUUCAAUAUAUAUAAAUAUAUUAGUAGCAGCUGGGUGAGAUGAGUGGCAGCUCAGUGUCAGUAGCCAUGACCGGAGAUGGGUUCCGGCCACCUUUCACGGCGGUGCAAUGGCAGGAGCUGGAGCAACAAGCACUGAUAUACAAGUACUUGAUGGCAGGGCUACCUGUGCCACCUGAACUUGUUAUUACUAUUAGGAGGAGCUUGGAGUCCCUGUCUGCUAGGUUCUUUCAUCACCCCACUUUGGGCUACUGUUCCUAUUAUGGGAAAAAAUUCGACCCUGAGCCAGGUAGGUGCCGAAGAACUGAUGGGAAAAAGUGGAGGUGCUCCAAAGAUGCCUAUCCAGACUCCAAAUACUGUGAGCGACACAUGCACCGUGGUCGCAACCGUUCAAGAAAGCCUGUGGAAUCUCAAUCUGCUUCGCAGUCAUUGUCGACUGCAAUGUCUCACAUAGCAACUGGGAGUAGUAGCGGUGGAAGCUUUCAGAGUAGUGGAAGUGGAAACUUUCAGAAUUUGCCCAUGUAUCCAAAUGUUAAUACAGAGACUCUAUGUUAUGGAAGCAAUCUAUCAACAUUGCAGAUGGAACAAUCUUCUCCUUAUGGUAUCGCAAACAAAGAGUACAGGAGGUAUCUUGGUGGUCCGACGUCUGAUACACAUGCGCAUAAUUUCUCUCCUGAAGUUUCGGGCUCUGUCAGGGGUCUUGGAUUGGACACUGACAUAGACAAUGCAUGGCGUCUGAUGCCAUCCCAGGUUCACUCAAGCUCCUCAUUGAAACCAAGACAUGAUUCUAAUUCUCAGGGGCAACAGGCUUAUGAGCUUGAUGCUACAAUGUCAAAGCAGGAACAACAACAUUGCUUCUUUGGCGACAAAAUCAGCUCACUAGGCCCGGUGAAACAAGAGCAUCAGUCAAUGCGCCCUUUUUUUGACGAGUGGCCAAAAACUAGAGAAUCAUGGACUGAACUUGAUAAUGUUAGCUGCAACAAGAGUACGUUCUCCACCACUCAGCUAUCAAUCUCCACUCCAAUGGAACCUUCUGAAUAUUCUGCAGGGAUUGGUUCUCCAGAUGGGGAUUUCAAAAUUCUCUGAAACUAAGUUUUUUCAUAAGCACCCUAUCUUAAGCCAUGAGGCUUUUAGGAAGGUCAGUAACAAGACCCUGAAACACAAUUUUGCUUGCUACAGAUAAGACAAGCUGAUUUUCAGAAAGGCACCAAGCUGGUCCAAGAGGCAUUAUUAGAUGGCUAGUCAUAUUCUGAGAUGAUGCUUGUUUGUUUUCUAACAUUGUUUUAAUCUAAGUAGUUGCUUUGCCACAAAACUAUGCCUGCAUAUGCAAUUCCAGAAUAAGUGCUCUUUUUGCCGGA
Messenger RNA from Daucus carota subsp. sativus, 1747 nucleotides. RefSeq names its product growth-regulating factor 4. The coding region runs from base 432 to 1475 and encodes 347 amino acids. Lineage: Eukaryota; Viridiplantae; Streptophyta; Magnoliopsida; Apiales; Apiaceae. Gene Ontology annotation, molecular function: ATP binding. The transcript has 4 exons. Gene Ontology annotation, cellular component: nucleus. The record is from RefSeq and is a predicted model, not a curated record. Gene Ontology annotation, biological process: DNA-templated transcription; developmental process; regulation of DNA-templated transcription.